Molecule: messenger RNA, 1832 nt
Organism: Aegilops tauschii subsp. strangulata
Lineage: Eukaryota; Viridiplantae; Streptophyta; Magnoliopsida; Poales; Poaceae
Source: RefSeq, a predicted model, not a curated record
AUGGACCUGCUGGAUCAAGUCAUGAUGACCUUGCAUCUCAUGGGAAUGAAGAGCAUCAAACACAUGUGUGCACAUGCUCAGGAACCACGGAGCAGUGCACCAAUAACUGGGUACAAGCGUCAGAGAACUAAAGCAGUUAUUGCACGGGGGAAGCGCCCUGAUGAUAUCAUUAGUAACGAGAAUAGUAACGAGAGCCAAGCUGCAGAUGCUAGGAAUAAAAAUGUCGAAGGUGCAGACGUCGACCAACCUCCAAAAGCAAAACGCCAGAAGACGGGAGGCACUGAGGGUUGUAGGAACAGGGCAUCCCCUGCAAGGCUCUUCAAGUUGAACAAGGACUUUGUUCCUGACCAAAAGGGUGUCAUCAUUGGAAAAGAAUUUGGUGGCAUUCUGGACCUUGCAGCGAGUAGCAUGCCCGGAGGUCUUAGCCAGUGGAUAAUGAAGCAUUACGACCCGGAGAUUUCGCAGAUAGUCAUUCUAGAAAGGGGUAAGAUUCAUGUAGAUGCCGCAAGUGUCCGUAGGAUAUGGGGUUUGCCCAACAGGGGCAGGAAGGUGUGCUUCGAGAAUCGGCGUGAAAUCACAAAGGCAAUGUACAGUAUUUACAACAUCACAACCAAGAGCUCCCCAACCCUCACAGAAUGGUGCAAGAUGAUCAUAUACAUGGGAGGAUCUUAUGAUGAUGACUUUGUCCGCGCUUGGCUAGCUCUUGUUUUUUCGUGCUUCCUUGCCCCUUCAACUAGUUUGAGUAUUUCCCCAAAAAGCUUCCUGGCAGUCAUGGAUGUCAAUGGAAUAACGGAAACCAAUAUAUGCCAGUUUGUUGUUGAUCAACUAAAGCUUGCGUUCACUUCGGGGCGUGGCAACAAGAAGGCCGUUUGUUGUUGUGUUUUCCACCUUGUUCUGUUGUACCUAGACUCUCUGGAUGUUGAUGAGCCAAUCCCGAACUUGGUACCAAGGGUUUCAGUUUGGAAUUCAGAUUUAAUUUCCAAAGUUAUCAAGAAGGACAGGAAGGCUCCAGGAGAAUAUGGCCAAUUGCGGGUAACUCAAUUUUUCUGUUUUAGGAUAUAUAUAUUAUUGUCAUAUUGUUUUUAGGCAACACUACCAUUUUAGAGUAGGCAAUUCACUUUGAAAGAGCAAGCAAGGUAAUGUAACUUUUUGGGCAAGUGUUUCACAUAUAUUUCAAGUAGGUCCAAGUAGUUACCAGACUUCUUCGAACCUUUUUCGUUUGCCAUGCACACAGUUGGAUAAUGUUCACAGGAAGGAUUUGUUGGGUUGUUGUAUUUAAUAGUAGCUGCUGUAGUACAUUUUAGCUCUUUUUUGUGUGUGUGCAAUUUACAUGUUGAAAAGUAGCAAGUUUAUACAACAACACAAGCAACUUAUGUUCUGAAAACUAGCAACUUGCAUACCAGUUCUUCAUUUUUGCUGAUUACAGUAUCCACUAAUAGUAGGCAACAGGGAAGUGGCAUAAUGGUUGCAGGAAUUUUCAGACAAUUAGUACUACUAUUUUUCUUCAUUUUCUCAGUUCUUCUUGGUAUGGGAGUGCCAGAAUUGUUGUCACUCAUAGUUUUUUUUAAUCUUCUUUGGCUAUAAACCACCAUAUCCAGACGGAGUUUUCCCGGUGUGCGGAUGAUAGCUUGUUUGGCAGUAUGGACCACAUCACCAAAUUUGUUGCCACAAGAUUGCCCGAGUCGUAUGACAAAACAGUAAGUUAUCUAGCACUUGUUUUCCCUCUCAAUGUUGUUCCCCUUUUUAUCGCCAUUUGUACAUUCAACCCUUUUUGUAACACCCACGAUGCGGCUAUAUCUCCCACGUGUCGAGGCACGACUUAGAGGCAUAAC